Paramuricea clavata is the source of this 1257-nucleotide messenger RNA. Lineage: Eukaryota; Metazoa; Cnidaria; Anthozoa; Malacalcyonacea; Plexauridae. The record is from the annotation of a GenBank genome assembly.
AUGAAACUCUUAGUAGCUGAAACCAGUAUGGAGGGAAAAUAUGAUAAAGGAAGAACAAUUUUACAUCAUGCUGUACAACUUGGUGAUGGAAAGUUUCUUGAUCUACUUAUAAACAUUAGUGCAAGUGUGAACGAUACAGACAAGAGCGGGAAAUCUGCUUUAUAUUACGCGGUAGAGGAGGGUUACACCGUUGCUGCCAUAAAGCUCUUAGAAGCUGGAGCCAAUGUAGAAGGGAAAGAUGAUAAAGGACAAACAGUUUUACAUCAUGCUGUACAACAUGGUGAUGGAAAGUUUCUUGAUCUACUUAUAAAAAAUAGUGCAAGUGUGAACGAUACAGACAAUAAAGGGAAAUCCGCUCUAUAUUACGCGGUAGAGCGGGGCAACAUGUCUGCCGCCAUAAAGCUUCUUGAAGCUGGAGCCAGUAUAAAAGGGAGAGAUGAUGAAGGCCGAACAGUUUUACACCAUGCUGCACAACGUGAUGAUGAAAAGCUUCUUUAUCGGCUACUAAAGAAUAACACAAGUGUAAACGAGGGUGACAACAACGGUAGAUCUCCUUUACAUUACGCGGUAGAGCGCGGAAACAUGGUUGCUGCCAUCAAGCUAGAUGAGGCUGGAGCCAGCGUAGAAGGGAAAGAUGAUGAUGCACGGACAGUUUUACAUCUUGCUGGACAAUGCGGUAGGGAAGAACUGCUUGAACUACUAUUAAAGAAUAAUGCAAGUUUGAACGAGCUUGACCGCCAAGGUAAAACUGCCUUGUAUUAUGCUUUAGAGUAUGCUUUAGAAACAGGUGACCCAACUUUUGCUGUUAAGCUCUCCGAAGCAGGAGCGAAAGCACCGCUGGUGAAAUACGGGCUAGGCAUGACAUUACUACACUAUGCAAUACAAGAGAAUAAACUGAACAAUCUCGAUAUUCUGAUCAAAUGCAAAGUGUAUUUAAAUGAUUAUGAUGAUAAAGGAAAAACGGCUUUGCACUGCGCAGUGGACUCUGGUAAUAUUGAUGCAGUCAAAAAGCUGCUUGAAGCAGGAGUUGACGUUAACGUUGAAACUGCUAAGGAGAAAUUUACACCUUUACACCUCGCUGCAAUGCGACGUCAUGACGAAAUUAUUGAAUUACUACUUGACCAUAAAGCAAAUCCUGGCGUUGAAGAUUAUAUUGGACAAACUGCGCUGAAAUGCGCUCGAAAUUCCCAUCGCCAUGCUAACAUUAUUAAGAAGAUGGAAGAAGCCAUUGCUAACCUCUCAUUAGAAUUAAAAUAG